AUGAAAUCUUCUGGAAUUGUCUCUCUUAUGCUAUUAUCAUGGCUUUCCAUGCCUGUUGUGCUGGCCUACAACCGCCAGCAAGUGCAAAAUGAUCUCAACAGAGAAAGGUCAAAAUGGGAGAGUAUGGGAAUCAGUGAUUAUGAUUACAAGCAUCAAGUAAUAAGUGAUACCUCUGGUGCUGCCUAUCCAUUUUCAACUCAAGUUCGUAAUGGGGGUGUCAUCUCCUAUGUGGAUGGCAACAACCAACCAAUUACUUGGCUCAAGCCAGUCACCAUGGGGAGCUGGUUCAGUUUCAUACAGACACACCUGGAUAGUGGAGCACAAAGCAUUCAGGUUAUAUAUGACCCAACAAGGGGAUUUCCAGUCUCCAUUGACAUGAUCCAGACUGGUGGACAGGUGAUGAACAUUCGCAUCUUUGACUUUGCCUACUACCACAACAACUACAAUCCCGCAGUGGUUCAAGCAAACCUUGACAGGGAAAGAGCCAAAUGGCAGAGCCAGGCUAUCUCUAACUAUGACUACAUGCUUGAGACACUGAGUGACAACACUGGCUCAGUCUAUCCCUUUACAACUCAAGUGAGAGGUGGAUCUGUUGUUUCCUACGUUGAUGGAAACAACCAACAGAUCACAUGGCUCAAACCACAAACGCUGGACGUCUACUUCACCCAAAUUCAAAACUACUUGAACAUGGGUGCAUCUUACAUUGAAGCUGAGUAUGACUCGAAGAGAGGUUUUCCUACCCGUGUCUAUAUUAUCAUGAACGGUGCAGAAGCUUUCCACGCAAGAGUCAUUCACUUUCACUAUUAUGUCCGAAGACUCCGUGGCAGUGAUUCUCAGUAA
Molecule: messenger RNA, 840 nt
Organism: Seminavis robusta
Lineage: Eukaryota; Bacillariophyta; Bacillariophyceae; Naviculales; Naviculaceae
Source: the annotation of a GenBank genome assembly